Molecule: messenger RNA, 6516 nt
Organism: Suricata suricatta (meerkat)
Lineage: Eukaryota; Metazoa; Chordata; Mammalia; Carnivora; Herpestidae
Gene: KAT6A
Product: lysine acetyltransferase 6A
Exons: 17
Coding region: 425-6451 (2008 amino acids)
Biological process (GO): nucleosome assembly; regulation of DNA-templated transcription
Cellular component (GO): MOZ/MORF histone acetyltransferase complex; nucleosome
Molecular function (GO): histone acetyltransferase activity; DNA binding
Source: RefSeq, a predicted model, not a curated record
CCUCCCCCCGGCCGGAGCUCACUGUCUCCAAGAUGGCGGCCGUGUCAGUUUGGGGCAUCUCCGCGGUCCGGUCCGGGGCCCCGGGAUCCCGGUUCUCUUCUCCCCCGGCAUAAGAUGCACAUUUUUCUGCUGGGAAUGAGAUGUUCUUGAGUUCUUACAAGUUUAUGAAGAGACUCAUGUAUGGUGCUAUUGAGAAAUUUAUUGGGAAAUUUAAAGACAUUUCAAAUAACAGGUUCUUUUGGUUUCUAAAGUAAAAGUGUGGAGGCACUCUGUUUUGUGCAAGGAGAAAGGACUCAGGCCAGAAAACUUGUAUGCUAUGGUUAACUGGUUCCCAGCCUCCGAGAAUGUUGUUUUCCAUGGUGUAAAACUUACUCAGCAUCAGGAUAAGGGAUAACGACUCUAUGGAUAUACAGAAUCCUUCACCAUGGUAAAACUCGCUAACCCGCUGUACACGGAGUGGAUUUUGGAGGCCAUCAAAAAAGUGAAGAAGCAAAAACAGCGUCCUUCAGAAGAAAGGAUAUGCAAUGCAGUGUCUUCAUCCCAUGGCUUGGAUCGUAAAACUGUUUUAGAACAAUUGGAGUUGAGUGUUAAAGAUGGAACAAUUUUAAAAGUCUCGAAUAAAGGACUCAAUUCCUAUAAAGAUCCUGAUAAUCCUGGGCGAAUAGCACUUCCUAAACCCCGAAACCAUGGAAAAUUGGAUAAUAAACAAAAUGUAGAUUGGAAUAAGCUGAUCAAGCGGGCUGUUGAGGGCUUGGCAGAGUCCAGUGGCUCAACUUUGAAAAGCAUUGAACGUUUUUUGAAAGGUCAGAAGGAUGUGUCUGCGUUAUUUGGAGGCAGUGCUGCCUCUGGCUUUCACCAGCAGUUACGAUUGGCUAUUAAACGAGCCGUUGGCCACGGCAGACUCCUUAAAGAUGGACCUCUUUAUCGGCUCAACACUAAAGCAACCAGUGUGGAUGGGAAAGAGAGUUGUGAGUCUCUUUCCUCUUUACCUCCAGUGUCACUCCUUCCACAUGAAAAGGAUAAGCCCGUUGCUGAACCAAUCCCCAUCUGUAGUUUCUGUCUUGGUACAAAAGAACAAAACCGAGAAAAGAAGCCAGAGGAGCUCAUCUCCUGUGCCGACUGUGGCAACAGCGGUCAUCCAUCCUGUUUAAAAUUUUCCCCCGAACUAACGGUUAGAGUGAAGGCCUUACGGUGGCAGUGCAUUGAGUGUAAAACGUGCAGCUCCUGUCGAGAUCAAGGCAAGAAUGCAGAUAACAUGCUCUUUUGUGAUUCCUGUGACCGAGGUUUUCACAUGGAGUGUUGUGAUCCUCCACUCACCCGGAUGCCAAAAGGUAUGUGGAUAUGUCAAAUAUGUCGACCUAGGAAAAAAGGACGAAAACUUCUACAGAAGAAGGCGGCCCAGAUAAAACGGCGCUAUGCUAACCCAAUAGGACGUCCAAAAAACAGGUUAAAGAAACAAAACACGGUAUCAAAAGGUCCCUUCAGCAAAGUUCGAACUGGUCCUGGAAGGGGUCGUAAACGUAAAAUCACGCUCUCCAGCCAGUCAGCAUCAUCAUCAGAAGAAGGAUAUUUAGAGCGAAUAGAUGGCUUGGACUUCUGCAGAGAUAGCAGUCACCCCUUGAAGUUCAACAAGAAAACCAAAGGGCUCAUUGAUGGCCUUACCAAAUUCUUCACCCCUUCCCCUGAUGGGCGCAAACCUCGAGGGGAAGUGGUAGACUAUUCUGAGCAAUAUAGAAUCAGGAAAAAGGGCAACAGAAAAUCAAGCACUUCAGAUUGGCCCACAGACAAUCAGGAUGGCUGGGAUGGCAAACAAGAAAGUGAGGAACGACUUUUUGGGAGCCAGGAAAUCAUGACUGAGAAAGAUAUGGAGUUAUUUCGUGAUAUCCAAGAACAAGCACUGCAGAAAGUUGGAGUGACUGGUCCCCCUGAUCCACAAGUCCGCUGUCCCUCUGUCAUUGAGUUUGGGAAGUAUGAAAUUCACACCUGGUACUCCUCCCCAUAUCCUCAAGAAUACUCAAGGCUACCUAAAUUGUAUCUUUGUGAAUUCUGUCUAAAAUACAUGAAAAGUAGAACUAUUCUCCAGCAGCACAUGAAGAAAUGUGGUUGGUUCCAUCCUCCUGCCAAUGAGAUUUACAGAAAAAAUAAUAUUUCUGUCUUUGAGGUGGAUGGGAAUGUGAGUACCAUUUAUUGUCAGAACCUGUGUCUCUUGGCAAAGUUGUUUCUGGACCACAAAACACUCUAUUAUGACGUGGAGCCAUUUCUUUUUUAUGUACUAACACAGAAUGAUGUCAAGGGCUGCCACCUUGUUGGCUACUUCUCUAAAGAAAAGCACUGCCAGCAGAAGUACAACGUUUCCUGUAUAAUGAUUCUUCCCCAGUACCAGCGUAAGGGCUAUGGCAGGUUUCUCAUCGAUUUCAGUUAUUUGUUAUCAAAGCGUGAAGGCCAAGCAGGGUCUCCAGAGAAACCAUUAUCCGAUCUAGGUCGUCUUUCCUACAUGGCCUAUUGGAAAAGUGUAAUAUUGGAGUGCCUUUAUCACCAAAAUGACAAGCAGAUCAGCAUUAAGAAGUUAAGCAAGCUGACAGGUAUCUGCCCUCAAGACAUUACCUCCACACUCCACCACCUACGAAUGCUGGACUUCCGCAGUGACCAAUUUGUGAUAAUCCGCCGGGAAAAACUUAUCCAGGAUCACAUGGCAAAGCUUCAGCUGAAUUUGCGGCCUGUAGAUGUAGAUCCAGAAUGUUUGCGCUGGACCCCUGUCAUAGUCUCCAAUUCUGUGGUCUCAGAGGAGGAAGAAGAGGAGGCUGAGGAAGGAGAAAACGAAGAGUCGCAGUGCCAGGAAAGAGAAUUAGAGACGAGUGUGGGAAAGUGUGUAUCUCGGGAGAACAAAGAACAAGAUUCUUACUCUUCAGUAGAAAGUGAAAAGAAACCAGAAGUUAUGGCACCAGCUAGUUCUACACGUCUGAACAAGCAGGUCCUUCCCCGUGAUAGUCUUCCUGCAAAUAAUCAGCCACCUCGGAGAGGCCGCUGGGGAAGGAAGAACAGAAAAACCCAGGAACGUUUUGGUGAUAAAGAUUCUAAACUGCUCUUGGAAGAGACAUCAGCUCCUCAGGAAAAAUAUGGAGAAUGUGAGGAAAAAUCAGAAACCUCCCAAGAACAGUAUCCUGAAAGUGAGGAGCAGUCAGCAGCCUCUCAGGAGCAGCCAAGCCAAGAUGGGAAGCUGGACAUUCCCAAAAGAAGACUAAGUGAGGGGGUGGAGCUCUGGCGAGGACAGCUCAAGAAGAGCCCCGAGGCACUGAAGUGCAGACUAUCAGACGGCAAGGAGAGACUGCCCCGGCGCUACAGUGACGGUGACAGGGCUCUCCUCAGAGGCUUCAGUGAGAGUAGUGAGGAGGAGGAGGAGCCAGAAAGUCCUCGGUCCAGCUCCCCACCAAUUCUUACAAAGCCCACAUUGAAGAGGAAGAAACCAAUUCUUCACCGAAGAAGGAGAGUCCGAAAGCGCAAACACCACAACAGCAGUGUGGUCACAGAAACGAUUUCUGAGACUACAGAGGUAUUAGAUGAACCUUUUGAAGACUCUGACUCUGAGAGGCCGAUGCCACGAUUAGAACCCACGUUUGAGAUUGAUGAGGAAGAAGAGGAAGAGGAUGAAAAUGAACUCUUUUCUAGAGGAUACUUCCAUCGUUUGUCCUCACAGGACAUGCUCAGGUGCCGAUCCUCUUCUAAGAGGAAGUCUAAAGAUGAAGAUGAUGAUGAAGAGUCUGAUGAUGCUGAUGACACUCCUGUACUAAAGCCAGUAUCUCUUUUGAGAAAAUGUGAUGUGAAGGAUUCUCAGCUUGAGCCAGAUACAUCCACACCUAUGAAAAAGAAAAAGGGAUGGCCCAAAGGCAAGAGCCGCAAACCAAUCCACUGGAAGAAAAGACCUGGUCGCAAACCAGGAUUUAAGCUGAAUCGGGAAAUUCUACCCAUUUCUACUCAAGAAUGCAUUGUUGAGCCCAUUGUUCCCAUUCCUAAACCGGGACGUAAACCCAAACUUCAAGAGAAUGAAGAAACUGUUGAACCAAAAGAAGACUUGCCUUUAACAGAAGAAAGGAAGGACGAGGAGGAGAUGCACGUGGAAGCAGAAGAGAUUGAGGAGGGAGAAGAAGAAGAUACAACCAGCAGUGAGGUGAGAGCAGUGUCUCCAGUGGAUAGCAACAGUCCCGAGACUGAAACGAAAGAACCUGAGAUAGAAGAGGAGGAAGAGAAGCCCCGUGUCUUGGAAGAGCAGCGGCAGUCGGAGGAGGAGCAGCAAGAACUGGAAGAACAGGAGCAAGAGGAGGAGGAUGAAGUGGCCCUAGAGACCAACCAGAAUGAAGACCAUGAUGCAGAUGAUGAAGACGAUGGCCAUCUGGAACCUACCAAGAAAAAAGAGCUAGAGGAGGAACCCAUUAGAGAAGACGUCAAAGAGGAGCCUGGUGGUCAGGAGUCUUUUUUAGAUACUAAUAUGCAGAGCAAUAGGGAGACCAUAAAGGAUAAAGAUGAAACAGAACCAGAUUCUGAAGAGGAACAGACUUCCCAUGAAACAUCCAUGGUAUCAGAGCAUAUGCCAGGAUCUGAGGAUGAUCAUGAAGAAGAUUCAAACUCUAAGGAAGAAUUAAUUGAGCUAAAAGAGGAGGAAGAGAUUCCUCACAGUGAAUUGGAUCUGGAAACUGUGCAAGCAGUGCAGUCUUUGACUCAAGAAGAAAGUAACGAGCACGAGGGAGCCUACCAGGACUGCGAAGAGACUCUGGCCGCGUGUCAGACCCUGCAGAGCUACACGCAGGCCGAUGAAGACCCUCAGAUGUCGAUGGUAGAAGACUGCCACGCUUCAGAACAUAAUAGUCCAAUAUCUUCUGUCCAGUCUCAUCCCAGCCAGUCGGUCCGUUCAGUCAGUAGUCCCAAUGUGCCUGCCCUUGAAAGCGGUUACACCCAGAUCAGCCCGGAGCAAGGAUCCCUGUCCGCACCCUCUAUGCAGAACAUGGAGACCAGCCCCAUGAUGGAUGUGCCUUCCGUAUCAGACCACUCUCAGCAGGUGGUGGACAGUGGCUUCAGUGACCUGGGCAGCAUUGAGAGCACCACAGAAAACUAUGAGAACCCCAGCAGUUAUGAUUCUACGAUGGGCGGCAGCAUUUGUGGGACUAACUCUUCCCAGAGCAGCUGCUCCUAUGGUGGGCUGUCGUCCUCCAGCAGCCUCACCCAGAACAGUUGUGUUGUCACUCAGCAAAUGGCAAACAUGGGCAACAGCUGCAGCAUGAUGCAGCAGAACGGUGUCCAGCCUGCCGCUGCCAACUGCAACAUCAAGUCACCUCAGAGUUGUGUGGUGGAGAGGCCUCCCAGUAACCAGCAGCCGCCCCCGCCGCCGCAGCAGCAGCAACAGCAGCAGCAGCAGCAGCAACCAGCACCACAGCCUCCGCCACCCCAGCAGCAGCAGCCGCAGCCACAGCCGCAGCCACCGCCGGCACCGCCACCACCUCAGCCCCAGCAGCCUCAACCCCCGCCCCCGCCCCAGCAGCAGCCUCCCCUGUCACAGUGUAGUAUGAAUAACAGUUUUACUCCAGCGCCUAUGAUCAUGGAGAUACCGGAAUCUGGAAGCACUGGGAACAUAAGUAUUUAUGAGAGGAUUCCAGGGGACUUUGGUGCCGGCAGCUACUCUCAACCAUCAGCCACCUUCAGUCUAGCCAAGUUGCAGCAGCUGACUAACACCAUUAUGGACCCUCAUGCCAUGCCUUAUAGCCAUUCUCCUGCUGUGACUUCCUAUGCAACCAGUGUUUCUUUGUCGAAUACAGGACUGGCUCAGCUAGCUCCGUCUCAUCCAUUAGCUGGGACCCCUCAAGCACAAGCCACCAUGACGCCGCCUCCAAACUUGGCAUCCACCACCAUGAACCUCACGUCACCUCUGCUGCAGUGCAACAUGUCUGCCACCAACAUUGGCAUUCCUCACACUCAGAGGUUGCAAGGGCAGAUGCCAGUCAAGGGGCACAUUUCCAUCCGCUCCAAGUCUGCGCCGCUGCCCUCCGCAGCUGCCCAUCAGCAGCAGCUGUAUGGCCGCAGCCCACCAGCGGUCGCCAUGCAGGCCGGCCCUCGUGCACUGGCCGUUCAGCGUGGCAUGAACAUGGGGGUUAAUUUGAUGCCGACCCCCGCCUAUAAUGUCAAUUCCAUGAAUAUGAACACUUUGAAUGCCAUGAACAGCUAUCGAAUGACGCAGCCCAUGAUGAAUAGCAGUUACCAUAGUAACCCUGCCUACAUGAACCAGACAGCACAGUAUCCUAUGCAGAUGCAGAUGGGGAUGAUGGGGAGCCAGGCCUAUACCCAGCAGCCUAUGCAGCCAAACCCUCAUGGAAACAUGAUGUACACUGGCCCCUCCCAUCACAGCUACAUGAACGCUGCUGGUGUGCCCAAGCAGUCACUCAACGGACCUUACAUGAGAAGAUGAGCAAGAUGAACUUGCAGUUAAAAACUUAAAUAUAUAUAAAUAAAGGAACCUUUUAUACUGACAAA